AAACCACGGACAAAAGCGUCUCGCGAGAACAAGAGCCUUAUUUGAGCGCACGCGCGAGUUGAAGCACUCUCUUUUCCGGUUACUGCGGCGCGAGUUACCAUGAGCAGCAAAGUCUCCCGCGACACCCUGUACGAGGCGGUGCGGGAGGUCCUGCACGGGAACCAGCGCAAGCGCCGGAAGUUUCUGGAGACCGUGGAGCUGCAGAUCAGCCUGAAGAACUAUGACCCUCAGAAGGACAAACGCUUCUCGGGCACCGUCAGGCUUAAGUCCACCCCCCGCCCCAAGUUCUCUGUGUGUGUUUUGGGGGACCAGCAACACUGUGAUGAGGCCAAGGCAGUGGACAUUCCCCACAUGGACAUUGAAGCGCUGAAGAAACUCAACAAGAAUAAAAAACUAGUCAAGAAGCUGGCCAAGAAGUAUGAUGCCUUUUUGGCUUCAGAAUCUCUGAUCAAGCAGAUUCCACGAAUCCUGGGUCCAGGCCUGAAUAAAGCUGGCAAGUUCCCUUCCUUGCUGACCCACAAUGAGAACAUGGUGGCCAAAGUGGAUGAAGUGAAGUCCACCAUCAAAUUCCAGAUGAAGAAGGUGCUAUGUCUGGCAGUGGCUGUUGGCCACGUGAAGAUGACGGACGAUGAGCUUGUGUACAACAUCCACUUAGCUGUCAAUUUCCUGGUGUCCUUGCUCAAGAAGAAUUGGCAGAACGUCCGGGCUUUGUACAUCAAGAGCACAAUGGGCAAACCCCAGCGCCUUUACUAAGACCGUUUAAUAAAAAAAUCCUAGUGCUACCGUUAA
This is a messenger RNA of Nyctereutes procyonoides (raccoon dog), 789 nucleotides long. RefSeq names its product ribosomal protein L10a (gene RPL10A). Gene Ontology annotation, cellular component: large ribosomal subunit. NCBI's taxonomy places the organism in Eukaryota, Metazoa, Chordata, Mammalia, Carnivora, Canidae. Gene Ontology annotation, molecular function: RNA binding; structural constituent of ribosome. The transcript is spliced from 6 exons. Bases 100 to 753 code for a protein of 217 amino acids. Gene Ontology annotation, biological process: translation. The record is from RefSeq and is a predicted model, not a curated record.